CGCCCGUCCACGCGCCCGCUGCAGUCGCAGGUGCGGUUGCAGCCGAGCCCGCGCCCGCGUCCCCGACGCCGUCUCCCGCGAGCUCUGCUGAAUCCGGCGCCGCGACCUCAGACGUCAACGUCUCGACGCCCUGCCCGCCGCCCUGCCCGCCGUCCUGCCUGCCGUCCUGCCUGCCGCCCUGCCUGCCGCCCUGCCCGCCGCGAUGCUGCACCGCAAGAUCUGGGUCAAGCGGCCCAACGCCUCGGCCACGCUCGUGCAAAUCGGCGAGGACGACCUGGUCGACGACGUGCGCGACAUGAUCCUGCGCAAGUACGCCAACAGCCUCGGCCGCAGCUUCGACGCCCCCGACGUGACGCUGCGCAUCGUCCCGCGCGACGGCGCCCACGCCCGCGACCGCGACCGCACCCUGGGCCCCGAGGAGCACAUGUGCCGCACCCUCGACGCCUACUUCCCCGGCGGCCAGACGGUCCACGAGGCGCUCGUCAUCGACGUGCCCGUCCGCCGCACCCCCAAGCCCUCGCCGCGCGUGCCCCUCUACUACGCCCACCACGACGACGCGCAGCACACGCAGACGGAGUACUUUCCGCCCAUGCCCGCCGCCCAGCCGUCGCCCGCGGCCCUGCAGCACGGCCCGCCGCACGGGCCCCACUCCAUCGCCAUCAUCAGCAACGGCGGCCAGCUGCCGCCGCUGCCCUCGCCCGGCGGCGCUGCUGCGCGCCGCAUCCACCACAGCGCCCGCCCCCGCAUCGGCCGCACCCACACGGCGUCGCCCACCACCAUGGCCGGCGGCAUCGCCUCGUCCGCCAGCGUCCGUCCCAACCGCCCGCGCCACGACUCGUCUGCCUCGGCCGACAAGCACUCGCAGGCCUCAAACGCCCCCAUCCCCACGCCGCCCGUGCCAAUCGAGCCGGCCGCGCGCACCCAGCACGACACGCCGCCGACGGUCCGCGUUGCGUCGCCCCGCCCAGAGAAGAAGAAGAGACGGAAGCCCGCGCCGGCCGAGCCGCCGGGUCUGCCUGCAGGGCUGCUGGACGGCUCCGUGCCGCCAAUCAACGUCUUGAUUGUGGAAGACAACAUCAUCAACCUGCGCGUCCUGGGCGCCUUCAUGCAGCGGCUGAAGGUGCGGUGGCAGCGAGCCAUGAACGGAAAGGAGGCCGUCACCAAGUGGAAGGCCGGCGGCUUCCAUCUCGUCCUCAUGGACAUCCAGCUGCCCGUCAUGAACGGUCUGGAGGCGACAAAGGAGAUUAGGAGACUGGAGCGUGUCAACAGCAUCGGCGUCUUCAGCAGCGGCGGCUGCGAGGCGCCCAACACGAGACUGGGCCUGCAGAACGGCUCAGACGCUGAUCUGGUCGAGGACGACAAGCUGGGCGACAGGAGUCUGUUCAAGAGUCCUGUCAUCAUCGUGGCCCUCACAGCCAGUUCGCUGCAGAGCGACAGACACGAGGCCUUGGCCGCUGGCUGCAACGACUUUUUGACAAAGCCCGUCAACUUUGUCUGGCUCGAGCGCAAAGUCAAGGAGUGGGGCUGCAUGCAGGCCCUGAUCGACUUUGACGGGUGGCGCAAGUGGAAGGACUUUGCAAAGGACUCGGACAGCGCAAAGGACAAGGGCAGCAACAAGAUGUCCACGAGCAUGGCCAGCAUCGCCCCGGCCCGGAAGCCCGCCGCGCCGCAGCUGGCAGCCAGCACGCCAGAGACGAACGGCUCGUCACCACCACAGGAGAAUGCCGACCGGAAGGCGAAGAGGAAGAGUCUCGUCCAGGCCCCGCCAGCAGUGCCAGAGGAUGAGAGCGAGACACCGACCCCCGACGCCGAGAGUGUGUAAUGGACACGGCUGCCUUUCGACGCCGAGGGUGCGUAAUGGACAUUGCUGCCUUUCGACGCCGAGGGUGGGUAAUGGACAUUGCUGCCUUAACCGCCUGGUUGCUUGUGUAAUGGACACGACUGCCUUGACCGCCUGGAUUCUUGUGUCCGGCACCCCAAAA
Messenger RNA from Didymella exigua CBS 183.55, 1982 nucleotides. RefSeq lists its product as uncharacterized. Lineage: Eukaryota; Fungi; Ascomycota; Dothideomycetes; Pleosporales; Didymellaceae. The transcript has 3 exons. Gene Ontology annotation, cellular component: Mcs4 RR-MAPKKK complex. Gene Ontology annotation, biological process: osmosensory signaling via phosphorelay pathway. Gene Ontology annotation, molecular function: phosphorelay response regulator activity; protein kinase activator activity. Bases 203 to 1822 code for a protein of 539 amino acids. The record is from RefSeq and is a predicted model, not a curated record.